This is a messenger RNA of Arabidopsis thaliana (thale cress), 1648 nucleotides long. RefSeq names its product LOW protein: F-box/kelch-repeat protein (DUF295). The record is from RefSeq and is marked reviewed. Bases 154 to 1278 code for a protein of 374 amino acids. The transcript has 2 exons. Lineage: Eukaryota; Viridiplantae; Streptophyta; Magnoliopsida; Brassicales; Brassicaceae.
AAUCAAUCCAACCCCAAACCAAAUUCGCUCUAAAUCUUAACUAGUCUCUAUCCCCAUUUGUCGACGCUACGAAAGGGCUCUGAAGAAUCUGCAGGAAGCUCCAACUUUUUCUCCAAGUUACGCAGUAAAUUUCUGUGUUCUUCAGCAGCAAGCAUGGCAAUGAAAAAGAAGAUAUCAACAUCAUCGAUAAUGCCAGACUGGUCUCAGCUCCCUGAAGAGCUACUUCACAUUAUCUCAACGCAUCUAGAGGAUCACUAUUUCGAUGCUGUUCAUGCCCGCUCUGUUUGCCGCUCAUGGCGAUCCACAUUUCCAUUUCCUUCUUCUCUAUUACGCCAAAGUUACUCUCUUCCCGCUUUCCCUUUAGAAAGCAAAGACUUGUGCUGCACCCUGGAGAAGGUCCCUUUGUUCCUCUUUAGAGUUCUAACUCCUCCUGAUGCUGCUGAUGCUUCCUCCGAAUAUUUUCUGGGAGGAUUAGGCCAAGAUAAGUCAAAUGAUCAUGUGGAGCUUCCAUCUCCUCUUCAGUGCUCAGUGAAAGUCAAUGUUCCAGGAACUGAGCCAAUUUUGAUGAACAUGCUUGACUGCCAGAUCAUCCCUCUGGGCCAUAAGUACAGAUUGAUGAUCGGUUGCAAUCCUGAAGAAUACAGUGCAGCUUUUCUUCCGCUAAACGAACAAGGAGGAGGAGGCGAAUUCGUUGCGCUCCUCGACUGCACUGAUUUGUUUUUGGUGUUAAGAAGUACUGAAAUGAGAUGGAUUCGGCUUGAGAAACCCUCAACUGCUUCAUGUAAGGAGUUAUUCACUUUUAGAGGAAGGUUCUAUGCAACUUUCUUUAAUGGGGACACGUUCGUUAUCGAUCCUUCUUCGCUGGAAGCGACUCCCCUAACACCUCAUAUCGACUCCAACUUUCUGGUUCCAUCUGGCAAUGAGGAGCUUUUCCUGGUUAAGACAGACUUCCUAAGAUGUAGAGUAAGUAGGCUAGAUGAGGAGGCUGCUGAAUGGGUUGAGGUCAGCGAUUUGGGAGACCGUGUUUUGUUUCUUGGUGGACACCUGGGGAAUUUCUACUGCUCCGCUAAGGAGCUUCCUCAUGGUUGUGGUUUGACUGGGGACUCGAUUUUGUUCACCGUUGGGUCACGCAAUGUAACUUACCCCUAUAAAUAUGGAGUACAUACAAAUAAAAGAAAGGCUGAAGACAAUAUCAAUUGUUGGAGAUCCUCAAGGGAGAAUCGUGUGUUGUUCCGCAACAGAUAUGAUCCGGUCCUGUCUUUCCGGGUUGAACGCUAGGCCGCAAAUUCUCACUUCAGACUGUUAUUCUGUUUUUAUUAGAUCAAAGGCUAUGUUUUCCUUUGAUUUUAAGUCUAGAUUUUGUGUACUUGAAAACUCGAACUAUACAUGAUCUCUAGCAAAUGUGCAAUGGUCUAUUGUAGUUAGUCUAGAAAGAUUUGUUGGUAACCAGCUAUGUUCUUAUCAAACUUGUUGCAGGCAUAGCAGCAAUGUCGUCCCCUUAUGCCAUACCCUCAUACAACUACUAUUCUUGCUUUUAUUCUGUUAAGAGCUUUUUGAUCGUUGUAUAUUGCUACUACAUUUUGGUUUGAAGUAGUGGUGCAUGUGUUGCAUAGUCCGUAGGUAAAACUGGUCCGAAAGCGGUAAACAG